Messenger RNA from Parascedosporium putredinis, 1032 nucleotides. The record is from the annotation of a GenBank genome assembly. NCBI's taxonomy places the organism in Eukaryota, Fungi, Ascomycota, Sordariomycetes, Microascales, Microascaceae.
AUGAUGGGCGCGACGCGACUGGGCGCCGCCGCCCUUUUCGGUUUGGGCCUCUACGGCCUGGCGGACUCUCACGCCCUCCCGCGCGCGCAGGACGAGGGCUUCUUGUCGUGGACUCCGGCGCAAGAAACCGCCCAGAGGGUCUUUAUCAAGCACUACGCGGCUCCCGAGCCCACUGCUCCUCCUGCGCCGCGCAUCGUCGAGGCCCAGCUGGCUAAGCGACAAUCUCCUGGCCAGCUCUGCGGCUUUAUUAACGGUGAUAUCUUCUCGUCAGUUGGGUGCGUUAGGGGUUAUGAGUGCGCCUAUGACGAUAUUGCUAGCGUCGUUGGGUGCUGCCCGCCCACCGGACUCUGCGAUCUGAUCGGUGAUUGCUACGCCUUCACUCAAUCAAGGCAGUAUUCCGCUCUCCCGUCGUUAUCGCAGAUUAGCGCCCUGUACUGUUCCCGGGUUGGCAUGUCCAAUUGUGCCACCUUUAUCUACAGCGGAGGCAGCGUCGACGGCAUGUCUGCCUUUGGGUGCACCAGCGUGAAUACCGUCCUCACAGUCUUCGAGGAGCCGGGCGGCACGGACGGCGAUGUCGGCGUGGGAAGAAGCACCGCCAGCACCCCUACUAUCCCGUUUGGAACUCUGGGUGUCACGCCCACCCGAGGGUCCAACAGCGACGCCACGUCGUCAUCCGACGAUGGUGACGAUAACGACGACGGCAACGACGAUGACGAUUCCGAGAGUGCGGGCGCGAAAUCAGGUAGUUCUGGAUCCAAGUCAAAUAAUACUGGCAAGAUUGUGGGCGGCGUUGUGGGCGGAGUCCUUGGCAUUGUCCUUCUAGGCGUCGGCGCGCUCUUCCUCUGGAGGAGAAAGAAUGCCGCCGACUCGGACACAACUGUGCCGCCGGUACAGGAGCAACCUUACCCACCACAGCAAGGCUGGGCGCAGCAGCCCCAGCAGUUUCAGCAAGUACCGAUGCAGCAGGCGCCGCCGCCGCCCGUUACCCCGGGCUCGGAAUACCCGCAGGGCCCCUAUCCACCGCCCCCGUAA